Mizuhopecten yessoensis (Yesso scallop) is the source of this 5890-nucleotide messenger RNA. Its product is annotated as multiple epidermal growth factor-like domains protein 6. The record is from RefSeq and is a predicted model, not a curated record. Gene Ontology annotation, molecular function: scavenger receptor activity; calcium ion binding. Gene Ontology annotation, cellular component: membrane. Gene Ontology annotation, biological process: cell communication. Bases 1 to 5199 code for a protein of 1732 amino acids. NCBI's taxonomy places the organism in Eukaryota, Metazoa, Mollusca, Bivalvia, Pectinida, Pectinidae. The transcript has 12 exons.
AUGUCGAUGAUCUACUUCGUGUUCAACAGGGGAAUGUUUCUGGAAAUUUUUUCGGGAUUUACUGUCAAAGCAUUCGAAGACGCCGGAUAUACACGAAUCAUUGGUGUAUUCGAUGUAUUUCCUUAUCUAAGUAAAGUCGAUACAAGUAUACAUACCGCCAGAGUGCACGAGAAAAGGUCAGCUCAGGACCGUAAAACACACGCAAUCCUCCAUGUAACCUUCAAAAUAUAUAAAAACCAACAGUGUAGUCCUGACCCCGCUAAUAACAGAGAGUGUGACUCUAACGGAAACCUUGUGUGUUCAGAGCAUUUCUACGGUCCACACUGUGAGAAGAAAUGUGAACCAACACGUAAUGGGCACUGUGAUAGCAGCGGUUCAACCUGUAAUGAAAGUUCGGCUACAACAUAUCCUCAGGAAAAGUUCGAGGAACUUAUGCUCCAAGACAAUAAAAGACUGACAUUGGAUUACGAGGUGUUCCGAAGUCAAUGUACACCACAACCCGAACAGCAUCGUGUGUGUAAUCAAGAUGGCCGCCUGGCUUGUGAGACGGACCACUACGGACCAAACUGUGACAGGAUCUGUGUACCUACCGACCACGGCACUUGUGACAAACUUGGGCAUUUGAUAUGUAAUAAUAGCUACUACGGACCCAAGUGUGAUAUACACUGCGUGCCUUCCGGACAAAAGACAUGUGACAAAAACGGAAAUCUGCGAUGUCACCCGAACUAUUACGGAACACAGUGUGAUGUCCAUUGCGUAUCAACUAUACACGGAAGAUGUGACACACACGGAAAGCUACGAUGCAUUAACUACUAUUACGGUCCAAGAUGUAACGUACACUGUGAGGCUACAGGUAAUAAAAAUUGUACCAACACAGGAAGAACGGUUUGUAAAGAUUUCUUUUAUGGAAAUAAUUGUGAAUCCCGUUGCAGCACUAGCGUUAUAACCAAUUUUAGACGGAACAACGAAGGGACAUUGAUUUGUACGAAGGACUAUUAUGGUCCUUGUUGUAACCAGGUAUGUCCACAUCUACAGCAUGGUCACUGUAACGGUACUCAUCUCGUCUGUGAUCCCGGAUACUUUGGAUCCACGUGCGCAACGCAUUGCCUAUCAACCGACCACGGCAAUUGUAACACCAAUGGACAGUUGGUGUGUGACCACAACUUCUAUGGGUUGUCUUGUAACGUGUCGUGUAUUCCUACAGGACACAAGUUAUGUGACAAAAAUGGAACUCUACGCUGUGACAGGAAUUACUACGGACCUCCGUGUGAUGUUUACUGUUCAGUUCCGAAUGGUCAUGGCACCUGUGACAGUACCGGACAACCUCAGUGUGGUCAGGCAUAUUACGGUCCGAGUUGUAAUAAGUCAUGUCUAGUUAAAUCCAACGGACAUUGCAUUGCCAACGGAACUAUAGUUUGUGACAAAAACUAUUUUGGACCCUUAUGCGAUACAUUCUGUGCGGUUCCAAAUAAGCUGCAUGGAAAUUGUGAUGAUAAAGGAGAAGAACACUGUGUUGGUCAUUACUACGGUGAGAACUGUACCAAGAUAUGUCCUGUUACGGUGAAGGGACAUUGUCUUUUCAAUGGAACAGUUGUUUGUGAUCGAUCCUAUUACGGCCCCACGUGCAACACGCAUUGUGCGUCUGUGCUACAUGGAACGUGUGACGAUACAGGAACUCUACGUUGUGAUAAAACCUACUACGGGACUAAAUGUGACCGCAACUGCGUACCGACUAACCAUGGCAAUUGUUCCAAUGAGGGAACACUAGUAUGUGACCAAACAUACUUCGGUAUUUCGUGUGAUGUCAUGUGUGUCAAUGUUACACAUGGAGCAUGUAACAUUACUGGAAAACUCCAAUGUGACGGGAAUUACUAUGGUCCCACUUGUGACACGUAUUGCACUAACAAACAGCACGGAAAAUGCACGGAUAACGGAACCUUACUAUGUAACAAAACCUACUAUGGGGAAAACUGUACUAUCCGGUGUACUGAUUCAAAUAAAGGACAUUGCAACGAAAAUGGCACCCUUGUGUGCAAUCGACACUUCUAUGGUACUCAGUGUACUACGUUCUGUAACGCUACGGAGCAUGCGACUUGCGACCAAAAUGGAGUACUUGAAUGUAAUCAAAAUUACUAUGGUUCAGCGUGUGACGUACACUGCCAGGAUACGCAACAUGGCUUGUGUAAUAGAAGUGGAAACCUGAUCUGUAAACCAAACUUUUAUGGGCCAACCUGUGCGACGUUCUGCAAUACUACAAAUCAUGGACAUUGCGAUAAAAAUGGAACUCUCGUAUGCAGUUUCAGCUUUUACGGAAACGAUUGUGCAAUUUUCUGUAACAGCAGUAAUCACGGAACGUGUAAUCAAAAUGGAACUCUUGUAUGCGACUUUGGCUACAAUGGUUUGAACUGUGAAGUUUCUUGUAGCAAUACCAAGCAUGGUACUUGCAACCAAAAUGGAAUUCUUGUUUGUGAACAAGGUUUCUAUGGGUCGAACUGUGACGCUUCUUGCAAAAACACGUCACAUGGAUCUUGCAAUCUGAACGGAACUCUUGUUUGUAAAACUGGUUUCUACGGUGUUUACUGUGACGUUUCAUGUAACGACGCACAACAUGGAACUUGCAACCAACGCGGAAUCCUUGUAUGUGAAACUGGUUUCUAUGGUUCAAACUGUGACGUUCAGUGUACAAACACAUCACGAGGAUCGUGUAGUCAUAACGGAACUCUUGUAUGUAAAUCUGGUUUCUACGGUGUACAUUGCGACGCUUCUUGUAAUAACACAAAGCAUGGAACUUGCAACCAUGAUGGAACUCUUGUCUGUAAUGCUGGAUUCUAUGGUUCGAACUGUACCAUUCCCUGUACCAACACAUCACAAGGAGCGUGUAGUCAUAACGGAACUCUUGUCUGUAAUGCUGGAUUAUAUGGUACGAACUGUAACAUUCCCUAUACCAACACAUCACAAGGAUCGUGUAGUCCUAACGGAACUCUUGUCUGUUAUGCUGGAUUCUAUGGUACGAACUGGGACAUUCCCUGUACCAACACAUCACAAGGAGUGUGUGGUCCUAACGGAACUCUUGUCUGUAAUGCUGGAUUUUAUGGUACGAACUGUAACGUUCCCUGUACCAACACAUUACAAGGAUCGUGUAGUCAUAACGGAACUCUUGGCUGUAAUGCUGGAUUCUAUGGUACGAAAUGUGAAAUUUCCUGUAACAACACAUCACAAGGAGAGUGUAGUCCUAACGGAACUCUUGUCUGUAAUGCUGGAUUCUUUGGUACGAACUGUGACAUUCCCUGUAGCAACACAUCACAAGGAGCGUGUAGUCAUACCGGCACUCUUGUCUGUAACGACGCACAACAUGGAACUUGCAACCAACGCGGAAUCCUUGUAUGUGAAACUGGUUUCUAUGGUUCAAACUGUGACGUUCAGUGUACAAACCCAUCACGAGGAUCGUGUAGUCAUAACGGAACUCGUGUCUGUAAUGCUGGAUUCUAUGGUGCGAACUGUAACAUUCCCUGUACCAACACGUCACAAGGAUCGUGUAGUCAUAACGGAACUCGUGUCUGUAAUGCUGGAUUCUAUGGUACGAAAUGUGAAAUUUCCUGUAACAACACAUCACAAGGAGAGUGUAGUCCUAACGGAACUCUUGUCUGUAAUGCUGGAUUCUAUGGUACGAACUGCGACAGUCCCUGUAGCAACAAAUCACAAGGAGCGUGUAGUCCUAACGGAACUCUUGUCUGUAAUGCUGUAUUCUAUGGUUCGAACUGUACCAUUCCCUGUACCAACACAUCACAAGGAGCGUGUAGCCAUAACGGAACUCUUGUCUGUAAUGCUGUAUUCUAUGGUACGAACUGUGACAUUCGCUGUACCAACACAUCAAAUGGAACAUGCAACCAACAUGGAACCCUCGUUUGUAACACUGGUUUCUUUGGUGUAAACUGUGACGUUUCUUGCAAAAAUACAUCACAUAGAUCAUGCGACCAAGAUGGAACCGUUGUUUGUAAUUCGGGUUUCUAUGGUUCGAACUGUGACAUUCCGUGUAGCAACACACAACAUGGAACUUGUAAUGAAAAUGGGAACCUCAAAUGUGAUACCAACUUUUAUGGGCCAGACUGUUUAACACCUUGCUAUAACAUCUCCAACAGCCACUGUACCGAAAAUGGUACAAUAGAAUGCAACCAUGGGUAUUAUGGGCCAGACUGUGACGUCAUAUGUUCUGAUGUAGAUCAUGGUCAUUGUGAAGUAAAUGGUUCACUAGUUUGUGAUAUCAACUUCUUUGGAACGAAUUGUUCGCAAAAAUGUAGCAUUGAUAAUAUUGGCGGUAUCAAGCACGGAAAAUGUGAAAUCGGUAUCGGACCUGUAUGUUAUCCAGGGUAUACGGGACAACACUGUGGCCAGAAUAUUGAUGAAUGUCUGAACAUCACGUGCUUUAACGGCGGAAGUUGUGUUGAUAUAACUAAUGCCUACAUAUGCGUGUGUUCUAGCGGUUAUUCUGGAGCUCACUGUGAAGUUGACAUAGAUAAAUGCAGAAGUAGCCCAUGUUUCAACAACGGAACAUGUGUCAACCAUAACGGUGAUUUCUCAUGUGCAUGCGCAAAUGGAUGGACCGGAAGUGCUUGUGACUUUAAUAUAGAUGAUUGCAAAAAUGUUAUGUGCAUGAACAAUGGCACAUGUGUGGAUCAGUUGAACUUUGAUGGAAUCAUCGACCAAUACUCACUUCCAAAAGUUUACAAUGCACUGACGACAAUAUUGUCUUCGAAAUUGUGUUCUGGUUCAAAGGUUUAUGUGAAAGAACAGAGGACCGAACAAAGGAAUAAAGGGAAAAAGCAAUCGACCUUGACACUGUCUGUCUCGUGCGUUGGAAAAUCCCUCAGCACGAGAGAUAUCUAUGAGGAGGUGUACAAAGCUCCGGAUACCACUUUCCCUCUCCCGCUAAUUAACACCAACCAACACACUACCAACCCACCAUCAGAGGAAGCAGAUAACUGGCUGGAAAACAACUGGAAAAUCCUACUAGGUGCGUCUAUGGGUGUGACUGUGAUCAUGAUCAUCAUUGUCGGUAUACAGCUCGCAAAACGGUCCAAACGACGGUAUAUGAAAGAACCGCAGGAUUUCGGAGAAACAAGCGACAAUGUACACACUAACCCAAUGUAUAUGGAAUCCGAACAUGUUGUAAAAUUACAUGAAUUUGAAUACGACGCGUGAUAGAUUACAACAAACCAUAUAUCUAACCCUGAAGAAAAUGCAGUUUUGCUUAAAAGAAUAACACGCACGAAAUUAAUAUAUUGUAGAAAUGAAAAAAAACGACGCAGUGUAGAAGAAUUUUAAACUUUAAUCAAAGAUUUUGUGUCGGGAGGAUAAGAUCAGAAUUUGACAAUAUGAGAGAAAUUCUAGAGGUUUAGUUCACUUACGUUCUCUUCACCGAUGGAAUAAUUCACAACAUAACUGAACCAUCUUACGCAUAAUUCAAGCAGACUAGUUUGUACCAUUCAGGUACAUCAAAAGAAAUGCGCAGCAGCAUAACGGUAUAUUGACGAGGUAUGAAGUCGAGUGUCGCUCCCCUUUAGGAUAUCAGUCUGGCUAUUGGUUAGUUUUUUUAUUUAAUGAAACCUAUCAAAAAGCUAAUUGUGUGCCUUCAGAUUUGUCAUGACAUACGCCAGGGAGGAGAAAACGAAAAUGAUCACAACCCUCGGAAUUUCCAGGAUGGACAUUAUGGUGUUUCUUUGACGACAAUUAGUUAUACACAUGUGUACAGAAAUGUAUGUACAUGUGCGGGUUAAUAAAUUCAUUAGUAUUAUAUUUUUCAUUGUUAUAUAAUAAACGAAAAUUGCGAAUGACGUAUCAAAUAGAAAGAAGUCAUAUUAUAUCUCUUUCAUCAUGCAUAUCUUUUGAUAUA